Messenger RNA from Neltuma alba, 2302 nucleotides. Its product is annotated as NAC domain-containing protein 17. Bases 207 to 1910 code for a protein of 567 amino acids. Gene Ontology annotation, biological process: regulation of DNA-templated transcription. The transcript has 5 exons. NCBI's taxonomy places the organism in Eukaryota, Viridiplantae, Streptophyta, Magnoliopsida, Fabales, Fabaceae. The record is from RefSeq and is a predicted model, not a curated record. Gene Ontology annotation, molecular function: DNA binding.
CUUAGUAGCUCUCGCUCUCUAGAAUUGGGAAGCUUCGUCUCCCUCCCUCUCCCCUCAAGGGGAUUUCAUCCCAAAUCCCCGAUUUUUGAUAGUCCUUUUUUGAUUCUUCAAUUGAAGGAUUGAAGUAUUGUUUUGAGAUUUUUUCCUCCUAGCCAGAAGGUCGGAUUUUUUUGGGAUUUCUAGGUUUUUCCGGGAAUUUUUCUAAGAUGGGUUUGGAAUCAGAUUCCGACUGUUUCGGCAAAAUGAUGGCUUCGAUGCCGGGGUUUCGCUUCCACCCUACGGACGAGGAGCUGGUCAUGUAUUAUUUGAAGAGGAAGAUGUCGGGGAAGAAGCUAAAGCUCGACGUGAUCCGGGAGACUGACGUCUACAAGUGGGAGCCUGAGGAAUUGCCUGCACAAUCUCAACUAAAAACUGGAGAUAGACAAUGGUUUUAUUUCAGUCCCAGAGAUAGGAAGUACCCUAAUGCUGCAAGGUCAAGUAGAGCAACAACACAAGGAUACUGGAAAGCUACAGGAAAAGAUCGUAAUGUGACAUACACUUCCCGAACAGUUGGAGUUAAAAAGACACUGGUUUUUUAUAAAGGCAGGGCGCCUAAUGGUGAGCGCACUGAUUGGGUUAUGCAUGAAUACACCUUGGAUGAACGAGAGCUUCAAAGAUGCCAGGGCAUUAAGGAGUAUUUUGCACUCUACAAGCUUUACAAGAAAAGUGGACCUGGCCCUAAAAAUGGUGAGCAGUAUGGUGCACCAUUUAAUGAAGAAGAGUGGGCAGAUGAUGAUUUUGUAGAUCGUAAUGUAAACUCAGCUGACUGUGAAGUUACAACACAGCAACCUGAUGGCGUUACUUCUGUUGAUGCCGUCAAUGUUAAUGAUCCACUACAACCGUUGCUCGAUGAUGAAAUUGAGGAGAUCAUGAAGAAACUUAUGGAAGAUGAAUCUCUCCUCGAACAGCAAAAUGUGAACAGUCAUCCCGCCUUACCUCUGGGGGUUGCUGAGGAAACGCUGAAUGGCGUGGUUGAUCAACUCUGUAGGGAAGUCAUGUUUCCUGAGCCAUUUGGAAUUUUUCACUUGAGCGGUGAUCAGCAAUGUGGAGUGGGUCCCAGUUCUGACUUCCCUCAGUCAGCUAUUUCUCACCUGCAAAUGUCUGAAGCUCCUGAGGUCACUUCUACUCCCAACACUAAAGGCACUCCCAACACUAAAGGAGCGGAAACUGGCUUUUGUGAGGAUGACUUCUUGGAAUUGGAUGAUCUCAUUGGCCCAGAAGAUGCAUUGCUAAACAUCAAUAAGCCUGUGGAGAACCUGCAGUUUGAAGAUGGAUUAAGUGAACUUGAUCUGCACCAUGAUGCGCAGAUGUUUAUUCAUGACAUGGGGCCAAUUUCAUAUCCAUAUAUGAACACUCUGGAUAGUACUAUCGCAGAUCAAAAUUAUGAGCUGCUGUCCAAUCAAGAAAAUGAAAAUCAAACUGGUGAACUCAUGAUGCAUGCUCAAAGAAACAUCCUGCACUCAGCAGAACCCAUCAAUAUUUCUACAUCUCUGCCAACAUCAGGUAUAUGUUAUGAGUCUGCCAGCUUUCCUGUUGAAGGCAAUGAAACUCAAGAUAGCACCGUCGGAGGUGUUGCUGCAAGUAAAUUAUCUUCUUCUCUCUGGAACUUUGUUGAGUCAAUACCAACCACUCCUGCAUCAGCAUCUGAAAAUGCUUUGGUGAAUCGGGCCUUCGAGCGGUUGUCUAGCUUCAAUAGGUUGAAGAUCGGUGUUGAGGAAACAAACGUUGCUGCAGGUAAUGACACUGCAAGUAUGAAGAGAGCGGGCAAGAAAGGGGUUAUCUUCUUUUUCUUUCCGGUUCUUGUUGCCUUGUGUGCUUUCUUAUGGGUUUCUCUAGGAACCUUAAGACUAUUAGGUGUACCUAACUCUUGAUGAUGUAGGUUCAAAGUUUUGCUGCUGUGUAUAUUUUAUCUGGGAAGACCCCGGAAUUAAGAAUGAAUGAAUGCUAUUUUCUAGCAUAUUCUGAAAACCAAGAAAAAAAUUGUGAAUAUUCUACUUGAUAUUAAGUUUUAGGUUAGCGUCAAUCGGGGUAAGAUUAACAGAAAGGGCCCUCGAAGGAAUUCAGCAAGGGUUGCAGAAUUUUUAGACAAAUCUCAUUGGAGUUGUAAAAAGUAAUUACCCUGACGAGCUUUUUGUAUUUUGGUAUUCAUAAUAUAUAUAUAUAUUCCUUUCAUUACUCCCUUUUUGGAGAUUGGUUGUACAUAUAUGAGGACGCGUUGGUGAAAUUUCAGUAUUUGUAUAAAGUGUUUUUUGAUCGUUUGUUC